This is a messenger RNA of Ornithorhynchus anatinus (platypus), 616 nucleotides long. It is a transcript of the gene FAM241B, whose product is annotated as family with sequence similarity 241 member B. The record is from RefSeq and is a predicted model, not a curated record. Lineage: Eukaryota; Metazoa; Chordata; Mammalia; Monotremata; Ornithorhynchidae. Gene Ontology annotation, cellular component: intracellular membrane-bounded organelle.
AAGAGCCGAAGAGCCGAGGAGCCGAGGAGCCGAAGAGCCGAAGAGCCGAAGUCAGGGCGGAGGUCGGGGCCGAAGCUGGAGCUGCUGCAGGAGGCGUCGUCCAGCCCCGAUCUACCGGCCCGGUGGGAGCGGUCUAACCCGUUCCAGUUUCGCCCUUUCUCCCCCCGGCAUCCUGUCGGAAAGCGCCCGUGUCCUCCCCCGCCACUCGUCGCGGGUACGGCCCGGAGAGAGCGGACGCCCCUCGCCUCUGAAGAUGGUGCGGAUUCUGGCCAACGGGGAGAUCGUUCGGGACGACGACCCCCGGGUGAGGGCUGGUUCUCGGGCCCGGGGCGACUCGUCUCGGCAGGGCCUCUUCGACGGAACGAGGGGAGCGCCCCCCGGGGGCCCGGGCCCGGCCCGGGGCCGCGGCCCGUUCUCCGAGCUCAACCGGCAGCUGGGGAACGUGGGCUUCCCGCUGUGGGACGUGGGCAACCGGGUGGCGGAGCCGGUGAUGUCCAUCCUCCUCCUCUUCCUGCUCCUGAUGCUGGGAGUGCGGGGCCUGCUGCUGGUGGGGCUGGCGUACGUGGUCUCCCGGCUGAGCCGGCGGUGACCGGACGACGGGAGAGGGCGGGGAGGA